AUGACCGGUCGUGGAGGCGGUGGAGGUCGCAAGACGCUGCUUGCGCCGAUUCACUUCAUCUUCAAGCUCCUCCAACAACGGUCCACGGUCUCCAUCUGGCUGUACGAGCAGCUCGCUUUCCGGAUAGAGGGAAAGAUCAGAGGAUUCGACGAGUUCAUGAACCUCGUCAUCGACGAUGCCGUGGAGGUCCGCAUGGCGACCAAGACCGACGAGGAGAAGCGCAGACCGCUCGGCCAGAUCCUGCUCAAGGGCGACAACGUGUCUCUGAUCCAAGCGGUGCAGUGA
Molecule: messenger RNA, 285 nt
Organism: Aspergillus heteromorphus CBS 117.55
Lineage: Eukaryota; Fungi; Ascomycota; Eurotiomycetes; Eurotiales; Aspergillaceae
Product: small nuclear ribonucleoprotein E
Exons: 3
Coding region: 1-285 (94 amino acids)
Biological process (GO): spliceosomal snRNP assembly; mRNA splicing, via spliceosome
Cellular component (GO): U1 snRNP; U4 snRNP; U2 snRNP
Molecular function (GO): RNA binding
Source: RefSeq, a predicted model, not a curated record